ACCUUCACAGAGAUACUCCCCCUUCUAAAGAUCCAAGAGCACAGAAACAUCACACAUCACACACCAAACCAACACCACACACAACAUUCUCCUCUCAGCGAUUGCCUGAUACUACCCAUGAAGAUGGAGAAGAGAUCAGAGACAUCCCAGCAUUCUUCAAAAUCUGGAGCGUCACCUUCAUCUAAGGACAGGAAAACGAAGGCACCCAAAUCCGUGAAACUCCAAGAGCCUCACAAAAGAAAAGAGCGAGAGAAACCUGACAUUUCAGAAGAAACACAUGAAGCCAAAGAUGCUCAAGUCAUCUCGAGGAGCACUGUUGUGAAUGUGGAUACUGUGAGAGAACGUGUUAAAGAAGAGAGAGAGGAGUUAUUGGGUUUACUGGAGACUGAGGGACACGGAGAAGGACUGAAGAAGCGAUACCUUGGAGUUUGUGAGAUGAUUCUGGUGGUUUUGGUCCUUUCACUGGUUGUUUGCUUCUUUCCUGUUUCAAUUUGGUUCUGUUUAAAGAUUGUGCGAGAACACGAACGAGUUGUCGUUUUUCGAUUGGGGCACUUGUUGCAAAAAAGACCCAGGGGUCCAGGGCUGAUGUUUCACCUUCCAUUUCUGGAUGUGUGCCAAAUAGUGGACAUUCGUCUGAAGAUGUUAAAGAUCCCUCUUCACGUGGUGGUGACCAAAGACCUGGUGUGCACUGAAGUGAGUGCGGUAUGUUACUAUCGUAUCGAGAACGCGCUCGCAACCGUCCAGUCCGUGCCGCAGGCGCUGACUCAAGUCUCGGUAAGAGAGAUACUGGCCCAUCACACAUUCACUGACAUUCUGCUGGAGAGAAAAACGAUCGCACAGGAGAUCCAGGUUCAUUUAGAUUCUGUGGCCUGCAGAUGGGGCAUCAAGGUAGAAAAAGCAGAGAUAGAGGAGAUCAAUCUUCCAACAGAGCUGCAAUGCAACUUUGCUGUGGAAGCUGAAGCCAGACGUCAAGCAAAGGUUAAAGUGAUUGCCGCAGAAGGAGAGAAGGCGGCUUGUGAGGCACUGAAGUCUUCCGUCGAGUCUCUUUCCGGGUCUCCGCUGGUCGUGCAUCUUCGAAUUCUGCAGCUUCUUCACAGUCUGCGCUCUGAGCAGCCGGCUGUGGUCCUCAACAUACCUCCUGAUGUCCUGAGCCAAUCUAUAGACAUCACCAGUUUAACCAGAACGGCCAAUCAAAACCUGCCCCCGGCAGACGACUCGGAAGAGAGCACUAAAGACUCGCCCAUGAUGUAGAGACAACAUACAUGUCAAGAUAUGUCAGACCAGUGUUUUUUCGCGUUUAUUCAAUGUUAAAGGGAUGCUUCACCCAAAAAUGAAA
Messenger RNA from Triplophysa rosa, 1336 nucleotides. RefSeq names its product NPHS2 stomatin family member, podocin (gene nphs2). The record is from RefSeq and is a predicted model, not a curated record. The annotation marks the transcript as partial. Lineage: Eukaryota; Metazoa; Chordata; Actinopteri; Cypriniformes; Nemacheilidae. The transcript is spliced from 8 exons. Gene Ontology annotation, cellular component: plasma membrane.